AUGCAUUGCGGAGUUGUAGCUCGCUGUCUAAUUUGUGUGUGUUUGGUGGGCUUUACUGCUGCAAAAUGUGUUCCUGAAAAGUGUGGUUCCAUGAAUGUGAGUUACCCUUUCUGGAUUCACAUUUCUCAUUGUGGACACCCUCGUUUUAAGAUCACAUGCAGGGAGGACAAGUAUACUGGGAUGCUAGCUCCUUACUUUACUGCCUUUCGAGCUAAUUCUACUGGUUUGCGAGGUGAUUUUACAGAUGUGGUUUUUGAUCGGAACUCUUCGAAGAUUAUGGAUAUUGAUUAUGAGGGUCACCUCAUCAUAAAUUCUUCUUCUAUCAAGGCCUUUUCUUGUGAUGAUGAUCCAAACAACGGUGCGAGAAACUACUUUGAGCUACCUUCAGGUGGGCCUUUCACUCUUUCCAACUCCAAUAGGUUAGUUGUUUUGGGCAACAAAACAUUCGGUACCUACAGUUUUGGUGAUUUGGGAGAGACGAGAUGUGUAACAAUGAACCGUCAAAGUGAUCAACCAUACUGCCGCUAUGGCUGCUGCGAAAUUAACCUCCCAGAUAAUUUGCCGUUUGUAAAUUUCACGGGAGGAGGUCUGUUUCAAUUGCCCAACGAUAAUACUACCAAGUGCGGCUUCUCCACCAUAAUGGACCCUUCCACCUUCACCAUGGUCGACAAUAAAACAAACCCCUUUUGGAGAAGAGGCAACAAGGCUUAUUAUGGUAUCCGUCUUAAUUGGGGUAUCGGGGAACAGGAUUGUGCCAUGGCUAAAGACACGACCGAUUAUUCUUGUGUACCCAAUGCAGAAUGCCUUGACUCGCCUUCAGGAAAAGGGCACGUAUGUAAAUGUCUCCCUGGAUAUGAAGGAAAUGGUUACUCCAAUGGCACUGAUUGCACAGGUUCCUACAACUGCUCAUGUGCAAAUGGAUACGUGGGAGAUGGCUUUGCAAAUGGGACAGGAUGCAAGUCCACAACUUCAAAUAGCCUGGUCUUUCCUGCGAUCACAGGAGCCGUCGUGUCGUUUGUGGUUGUCUCUCUAGCAGCGUCUCUUUUGGUUUGGAGUCUAAAGAAACGCCACAUGAAACUUGUUGAGGUCAAGUACUAUCAGCUGUUGCAGCGACACAUAGCUUCUACAAUGGGGAGAGAAAGCCUGAGAAUUUUCUCUGCCAAGGAAUUGGCAAGAGCUUCUAAAAAUUAUUCAAAUGAAAUGGCUUUGGGAAGUGGUGGCUUUGGAACUGUGUUCAAAGGCAUUCUAUCAGAUGGUACUCUUGUGGCCAUUAAAAAGUCCAAGCAAGCUUUAAAUUUGGAGGAUGACCAUGAGUUUCUUAAUGAAGUUACAAUUCUCUCCCAAAUAAAUCACAGAAAUAUUGUGAAAUUGUUAGGGUGCUGCAUCCAAACUAAAUUCCCUUUGUUGGUAUCUGAAUUCGUUCCGAAUGGAACGCUCUUUCAACAUUUACACUCUAAAGAAGGGUCUUUGCCUUGGACUUCACGUCUGCAGAUUGCAAUUGAGACUGGGGAGGCUUUGGCCUACCUGCAUUCUGGAGCAUCUCAACCCAUUUUCCACAGAGAUGUGAAAUCGUCUAAUAUUCUUUUAAAUGAGAAACUCUCUCCCAAAGUUGCAGACUUUGGGAUUUCUCGUCUCAUCUCAGCUUCCAAUAACACACAUGUCACUACAUUUAAUAUAAAGGGCACAUGGGGCUAUUUAGAUCCCGAGUUCUUUCAAACGUCUCAACUCACCGAAAAAAGUGAUGUAUAUAGUUUUGGUGUAGUCCUAGUUGAGCUUUUAACAUCUCUGAAACCCAUCUCUCUAGCAAGGGACAACGAGGACAUGACUUUAUCUAGUCUUUUUCUGUCAAGACUUGACCAAAAUCGCUUGACAGAAAUAUUAGAUAACAGAGUAUUGGAGAAAGAAAACCUACAAGAGAUGGAAGAUAUGGCAAGGAUAGCCAGAGAAUGCCUUCAUUUAGAAAGGAGGAAGAGACCGUCAAUGAAAGAAGUGGUGGAGGAACUUGUUUCGGUAAGAGGUGGCACAAGAAAGACAAAAUCCCAUGACAAUGAAAAAUGUGAAGAGGCAAUAUUUGAGGAGAGAAGCAUUUCGAGAGAAGCAUCACCAAUGCCAUACAAAUGUAGGAGUUGCACGUUUUCAUCUCCAGUUAGGAGUACUGCACUGGUUGAGAUUUCGAUCUUGACUGAAUGA
This is a messenger RNA of Cryptomeria japonica (Japanese cedar), 2190 nucleotides long. Its product is annotated as wall-associated receptor kinase 3-like. NCBI's taxonomy places the organism in Eukaryota, Viridiplantae, Streptophyta, Pinopsida, Cupressales, Cupressaceae. Gene Ontology annotation, biological process: cell surface receptor signaling pathway; protein phosphorylation. Gene Ontology annotation, cellular component: plasma membrane. The transcript is spliced from 3 exons. The coding region runs from base 1 to 2190 and encodes 729 amino acids. The record is from RefSeq and is a predicted model, not a curated record. Gene Ontology annotation, molecular function: ATP binding; protein serine/threonine kinase activity; polysaccharide binding.